AGAACCUCUAAUGUUAUGCACACGAUGAACUACGCAACUUCGGCGCCUGCUGCCACUGCCGGUGGCCAGCAGAACGGACCUCCUGUAUGCCAGAACUGCGGUACCAGCACCACUCCGCUAUGGCGUCGCGACGAGAUGGGCUCGGUCCUGUGCAAUGCUUGCGGUCUUUUCCUCAAGCUGCAUGGCCGUCCUCGUCCCAUCAGUCUCAAGACGGACGUUAUCAAGAGCCGCAACCGCGUCAAGACUGCUACCGGCCCCAAGAAGAAGCCUUCGCUUGAGUCGCCCAACUUCCACCAUGUCAGCACUCCCGUGGGCUCGUACCCUCCCCAGCGUCGUCACUCAGACCGCAUGUCCUCUGGCGAGCACCAACGCUCACCCUCGCCCUCAUCUCGCAACAACACUCCUGGCAUGCACUCGCACAACCCCAACAUUGCUCCCCAACACGUCUUCGACAACGUCUCUCUGUCCGAGUCAUCCUUCCAGCCCGCUGGCCUGCCCACUUUCGCUCUCCGCCAGCCUUCCCCCGCACCCUCAGUCAACGGCAUGCACCCCGAACACGGCCACCAGUACCCAGAGAACACUGCUUCGCUCAAGACUCGCGUGAGUGAGCUCGAAGUCAUCAACGACCUCUUCCGCGGCAGAGUCGCCGAGCUCGAACAGAGCGAGCAAGACGCCCGUGCCAAAGAGUCUUCUGCCCGUGAUGUCGCAGACCAAUACAAAGCCGACCUCGACUCUGCUCUGGUUCGCGAAGCCGCUCUCAAGAAGAGAGUCGAGCUCCUCGAGGCCGAGGUCGAGUCCUACAAGUCACAAGCUGCCCCUGCUCCUAAACGUCUCCGUCUGAGUGAUGUUGUCCGCGAUGACAGCUCC
This is a messenger RNA of Aureobasidium namibiae CBS 147.97, 867 nucleotides long. RefSeq lists its product as uncharacterized. Lineage: Eukaryota; Fungi; Ascomycota; Dothideomycetes; Dothideales; Saccotheciaceae. The annotation marks the transcript as partial. Gene Ontology annotation, molecular function: zinc ion binding; DNA-binding transcription factor activity, RNA polymerase II-specific; RNA polymerase II cis-regulatory region sequence-specific DNA binding. The record is from RefSeq and is a predicted model, not a curated record. Gene Ontology annotation, biological process: negative regulation of transcription by RNA polymerase II; positive regulation of transcription by RNA polymerase II. The transcript is spliced from 3 exons.